Poeciliopsis prolifica (blackstripe livebearer) is the source of this 2316-nucleotide messenger RNA. RefSeq names its product GABA(A) receptor-associated protein like 2 (gene gabarapl2). Bases 198 to 548 code for a protein of 116 amino acids. Gene Ontology annotation, cellular component: cytosol; autophagosome membrane; autophagosome. The record is from RefSeq and is a predicted model, not a curated record. Gene Ontology annotation, molecular function: ubiquitin protein ligase binding. The transcript is spliced from 4 exons. NCBI's taxonomy places the organism in Eukaryota, Metazoa, Chordata, Actinopteri, Cyprinodontiformes, Poeciliidae. Gene Ontology annotation, biological process: autophagosome assembly; autophagy of mitochondrion; macroautophagy.
ACGGUGACGUCACCCUGUGUCUGACGGGCGGCUGAAAGGCAAAGACUUCUUGUUGACGUUUUUUGUUUUGAUCGCGUUUGUUUGGAUGUUUUCAUUUUUAUCAUUGUCACUGUUGUUAUUUUUCGGACGUUUCAGCAGCAUUCUCGGCGGAUCCAGAAGCUCGCGCCGUCACGCCUCAGUGCGGGGAUCCUGCAAAGAUGAAAUGGAUGUUUAAAGAGGACCAUUCCCUCGAGCACCGAUGUGUGGAGUCGGCCAAAAUACGCAACAAAUACCCGGACAGAGUACCGGUGAUCGUGGAGAAGGUCUCCGGCUCUCAGAUAGUCGACAUCGAUAAGAGGAAGUACCUGGUGCCUUCGGACAUCACGGUGGCCCAGUUCAUGUGGAUCAUCAGGAAACGCAUCCAGCUGCCUUCGGAGAAAGCCAUCUUCCUCUUUGUGGACAAAACUGUCCCCCAGUCCAGUCUGACGAUGGGCCAGCUGUACGACAAGGAGAAGGACGAGGACGGCUUCCUGUACGUGGCGUACAGCGGAGAAAACACGUUCGGUUGACGCCUCAACGAGCCUCCAGCCUUCUCCCUCAUGCACACACACACGCACACACACACACACACACGCACACACACACACACACACACACACACACACACACACACACACACACACACACACAUGGAGAGGGGCCUGACAGCAACACGGCCCUUCACUUGUGAUAUUCCAGUAACGCCCACACACUUCAGUUGUCAAUACUGAAAUACGUACAUUUAUUGGGUUAAAAAGCAAAAUGCUCCAUUGUUUUGGGUCUAGUUUGGAUGAUUAGACACACAGAGAAAAUACUCGACUGUUAAGGACAGACAAAUCUGAAACACUGCCGUUAAAUCCGACACACACGUCACAGACACACCUGCGUGAGACUAAAAGAGGAAAAAUAGUAGAUAAACCCAGGAAAGCCACCUUCAUCCUCCCUCCCGUCUCUGUUGCUGUUUUGUGUGCAUCCAAAGCAAGAAAGCAACUGUGACCUUUAAAGGUCAAGCUCGGCUUGACGGCCGGCGAGUGAAACGGGCUUCAGUGCUUCCCAGGUUUAGAUUUGCACAUUGCGGUCACCAAUCUGGAUCCAGAGCGCAUGAGGAUUUAAACUUUACUUGAAGCCAACUGUGAUAUUUAUCUGCUGGCAGGAAGAAGGCGUAUUAUUCUGCAGAACCUCAGUCAUGUAAGAGGCGACAGAGAAGCGAAGAGACAGAAAUAGUGGUAAAUGCUCCUUUUAUUAGGUUCGCUGCUGUUCCCUUUUUGGAAUCUUUCUGCACCGUUGAUUAUGAAUCCAUAAUUUAUUUGGACGAAAUUUAAUGAAGUGUCUCAGAAUAUGUAGGAUAAAAAAAAUUGGAAGACUCAGAUUCGCUUUCAAUUUUAUUUUAUUAUUAUUUUUGCAUGCAUCAGUCUGACAGAAGUUUGUUUUUCGCAGCUAGUAUUUGUUAGGUACUUUUAAGUUAUUAUAGGUACAUUCACUCUAACAACACAAAGUUUAUUUUUUCUUUGUGGCACUUUGGUUUCAAAGUAUCCAGAUGUGAAAAUAAAGAGAUUUGAUGAAACCUGUUUUCGCUGAACACUAAAACUGUUGGCCAAGAGUUUAAAAGGAUUCAUCAUCACGGUGAUUAUCGAAAUAGUUUUGUGAAUUUAAUGCUUUCUGUCGGGAUGAUUUUAACGAAUUAAAACAGAUCACUGACUGGCCACCAGAAAAGUUGAUUGGCUUUAUAUUUAUGUAAAUUGCAGCAAUUAUAUGUAUUCAUUUUUUUUUUCUCCUUGGAUUUCUACACUUCAGUUAGUGAAGAGUAAACUAUAUGCUAACAAUGACAUAUCUUCAAAUUAGUUCUUAUUUUUGAACUAAAUAAGAACUGCUUGGCAGGAAGCACCCAGAGAGAUUCUGGGACAUUUUAAUGGGACGUGUGAGUCAUAAAAAAAUGGGAUUUGUCACAACACGUUGCUGAUUUUUUUUAAAUUAGAAUUUACAGCAGAAAUCAAUCACUCAGUAACAGAGGAAUAGUUUUUAAUGAUCUUGCUCACGUGGAGCAUGGAGAUAUGAUUUCUCUGGUUAAUUUACCUCUCUUCUCUCAGACAACGUCAGCUGACAUUUAGUUUGCUUUGGUGCUGGGAAAUCCUGGCUGAGCCUCACAGAGACGAAACCGCCGCUCAAAAAUACCGACGGAACGAGAAGGCGUGUUGCUCCUCCACCAUCAUCAGACACGCGCUGCACAUGUGAAGGGAUUUUCCACAUUUGUAAAAUGUAUGUAGCCAGAUGAAAUGAUCAAUAAAGAUAAUAAGCUGA